AUGGAGAAUCCGGAUGACAAGAAGGAGGACUACAAGACCUUCUACAUGAAGCAGAAGUAUCGACAGGACACCUACCAGGUAAUGAAGCACAUGAAGAUUUCUGCCUCCUUAGAUAAAGGAACUCCAAAUAUGGAGAGGUGGAACACCCGGAUCAAGAAGGAGAUGAACGACUGGCUGGCCAUCUACCGACGGCAGAACGUUUCAGUGGGUAGGCAGAGCUACUACUCGCUCUACUCAGCCAUCAAUACGCUUGCAUCUCACUUCACUUCCUAUGGACCCAAGUUCCCGUUCCCCAACAAGCGGCGUCCGCGCUUCUUUGAGUUGUGCCAGCAGGUGGAGAAGUGCGCCGGAAGUAGAGCUGACCUCCAAUCCUCAAUGGCGAUGCUGGUGAUUGGAGCCAAUACCUCCGGCUCUCAGGACUUCGUGGUUUCCAUGGCCCUUGUUGCCGUGGCAUUGGGAAUAUGGCUUUUGGAGCGCGCAGGAGGAGGGGCUGGGGUGAUCGGCUCCAGCGAGUUCACAAGGCAUGAAAGGGUUUUGCUCUUGCAGCACUUUGGAACGUUUGACUUUGAACAAUGCUAUUGGCAAGGGGCCUAG
Durusdinium trenchii is the source of this 594-nucleotide messenger RNA. Lineage: Eukaryota; Dinophyceae; Suessiales; Symbiodiniaceae. The record is from the annotation of a GenBank genome assembly.